AUGGAACGUUGGCUUAAAGGCGUUAAACGUGUUGCAACAACAUCUUCUAAUGACGCUGAAUGUUCAAAAGCAGUACAUGCGGAGAAUGCAGCAAUUACCGAUCGAGACGAUGAUGCCACGACGUCAAGCUCCACGGUUUCAAAGACGAAAAAAAGGAAAAAAGAACAGUUAUUGGAAAGUCAAAAAAAUAUGAUGCAUGUAACACAAACUAUCAAUGAAAAGGCCACGGAGGCAUCAUAUUUAGUUAGCUAUCGCAUUGCACAAGAAGGUGAAGCGCACACUAUCGCUGAAAAUUUAAUAAAGCCAUGUGUGUUAGACAUAACAAAAUGUAUGCUCGAUGAAAAAUCUGUAAAGUAUCUUUCUACUGUGCCGCUAUCAAACGAUACUGUUUCACGGCGAAUCCAUGAUCUGGCAAGCUACGUCAAACAAGAACUAGUUACACGUCUACAAAAAACACGAUUCGCCUUGCAAAUUGAUGAGUCAACUGAUGUCGCUGGUCUGGCUAUCUUGCUGGUUAUCGUGAGAUAUCCAUAUGAAAGUUCUUUUGAAGAAGACAUGCUUAUGUGUUCACCGCUGCCCACAAACACUACCGGGGAAGAAAUUUUUAAUAAAAUAAACAUAUUUUUUGAAGAAAAUAAUCUCAGUUGGAACGAUUGCAUUGACAUUUGUACAGAUGGGGCCAAGGCUAUGACAGGUAAACAGACAACAGUAUUCCAGGCCUAUAACAAAAUAACUGCCUUCAAAAGAAAAUUAGAUUUUUGGAUUGUUUGCGUUGAUAAGAGAGAAAUAGAAAGCUUUACGUCACUCAGUGAGUUUGUUAGCGAUAACGACUCAGAAAUGUUUCAAGAUGAUAUGUUUGAUGAAUUGGUUCAAUAUCUCACUUCGAUGCGCGCAUCUUUUGAAAAGUAUUUUCCCGAAGAACAGAAUACAAAAAUAAAACUGAAUUCAUGGAUUCAUAAUCCUUUUUUACCCAACUUGCAAAAGCCCGAAAGUGGAUAUGGUCUAAUAGUAUACAGCCUCAGAGAAAACAAAUCCUGGAGAGUCUCCCAUAACUACUUUUACCUAGAACCUCUGGCUGGGGAAUUCCAUAUUUCAGGCCACGAAUUCCAAUGGAAUGACGGUAUCUUUAGCGUAGAACUGACUUCACCAAAAUCAAAUGGAUAUAGAGAUAUGUAUUUCCACUCCAUGGCUGGCACCCACAUGUACAAAGUGUCUACCAGAAUUUUAAGAAACGAAACUUUAGCUACUAGGUCGUAUCAUCAAGAUGACUUCGAGAAAAAGAAGAAAAAGAAGAAAAAGAAGAAAAAGAAGAAAAAGAAGGAAAAAGAAGAAAAAGAAGAAAAAGAAGAAAAAGAAGAAAAAGAAGAAAAAGAAGAAAAAGAAGAAAAAGAAGAAAAAGAAGAAAAAGAAGAAAAAGAAGAAAAAGAAGAAAAAGAAGAAAAAGAAGAAAAAGAAGAAAAAGAAGAAAAAGAAGAAAAAGAAGAAAAAGAAGAAAAAGAAGAAAAAGAAGAAAAAGAAGAAAAGAGAAAGAAGAAAAGAAAGAAAAAGAAGAAAAGAAAAAGAAGAAAAAGAAGAAAAAGAAGAAAAAGAAGAAAAAGAAGAAAAAGAAGAAAAAGAAGAAAAAGAAGAAAAGAAGAAAAAGAAGAAAAAGAAGAAAAAGAAGAAAAAGAAGAAAAAGAAGAAAAAGAAGAAAAAGAAGAAAAAGAAGAAAAAGAAGAAAAAGAAGAAAAAGAAGAAAAGAAGAAAAAGAAGAAAGAAGAAAAGAAGAAAAAGAAGAAAAGAAGAAAAAGAAGAAAAGAGAAAAGAAGAAAAGAAGAAAAAGAAGAAAAAGAAGAAAAAGAAGAAAAAGAAGAAAAAGAAGAAAAAGAAGAAAAAGAAGAAAAAGAAGAAAAAGAAGAAAAAGAAGAAAGAAGAAGAGAUAUUUCUUAUAAUUUCGUUGUCGGAGACCGUGGUGCAGAGUCACAAACAUCAGCGGCUGACAUACAUAAACCCAGUGGUAUCAUGUUCCUAAGUCUAGUCAACCAAAAUGCCUUAGGAUGCUGGAAUACCAACAGACCGCUACGCACAAUCGGCUUAGUUCAAAAAGACGAUAGAAAAAUGAUAUAUCCCUGCGAUGUGAAAGUAUAUGGAGAUAAAGUUUACCUGCUGACAAAUACAAUGCCAGAAUUUUUGUACGGCAAAUUAAAUUAUAAUAAGAAGAACUUUAGGGUUUGGUCCAAUGAUGUUAUGGCAGCAACAGCAGGUACAUCGUGUGAAAACAGGAGGGGAUCCUAUGUGGCAGCUUCUGAAGCUGAUGUAGAAGUAAGACCUGGUGGAACCUAUUCAGGAGGAGCUUCAGAAGCUUAUGUUGAACAAAAACCAUCUGGAACCUACAAAGGACAAAGACCAUCUGGAAUCUACAGAGGACAAAGACCAAUGUCUCAUAGUCCAAUAGCGUAA
Messenger RNA from Psylliodes chrysocephalus, 2439 nucleotides. Lineage: Eukaryota; Metazoa; Arthropoda; Insecta; Coleoptera; Chrysomelidae. The record is from the annotation of a GenBank genome assembly.